Mizuhopecten yessoensis (Yesso scallop) is the source of this 10754-nucleotide messenger RNA. Its product is annotated as ankyrin repeat and sterile alpha motif domain-containing protein 1B-like. Lineage: Eukaryota; Metazoa; Mollusca; Bivalvia; Pectinida; Pectinidae. The transcript has 27 exons. The record is from RefSeq and is a predicted model, not a curated record. The coding region runs from base 78 to 5108 and encodes 1676 amino acids. Gene Ontology annotation, molecular function: protein binding. Gene Ontology annotation, cellular component: cytosol.
AGAUGGCGCUGCUAUACAUUGAGGAAGUAACUUCAUCAUCAUCUUUACUGUGAUGUUCACAAUUCAACAAUAUUAUUAUGGCAGGGCUACUGAGGAAUAUAAUCGGUAACAAGGAACAGGAACUCCUAGAAGCUGCAAAACACGGAAAAGAAGACGUGGUUGAAAAAUUGGUAUACAAGAAUUUGAAAGGUAGACCGACAACAUCGUUUGUCGGAAUCAGUUGGCCGGUCAGAUCUGCGACCAAUGUAAACUGUGUGGACAGUAAUGGCUAUACUCCACUACACCUGGCCGUCCUCCACGGACACAAGGUCACAGUUGAAAGACUGCUGUCUGCCGAGGCCUUACCCAGUCUACAGGACAACACGGGCUGUACCACACUACAUCUGGCAGCAUGGAAGGGCUAUCCUGAAAUCUGUAAGCUCGUCCUGGCUAACGAGGGAGUCCCUAUCAACAUACAGGACAGUAACGGCGACACUGCGCUCCACUACGCCGCUCAAUACGGAUACGACAGUGUGGUGGAUGUCCUUAUACAGCACAAUGCUGACCCGUCAUUUCGUAACCUGAAGCAGGAAUCUGCCCUUGACCUUGCUGCACAAUACGGCCAUGUGGAGGUGGUCAGUCUCCUGGUGGAGAAAUUCCCUUACUUAUCCCAGCGGCUCAUCCCAAACCGGUCACCUCUGCAUUUGGCCGCAGCGUGUGGCCACAGAAAGAUCGUAGAGAUUCUCUUGGAUGCUGGUUUUGAUAUCAACACAAAGACAGACAAUGGUACUGCCCUCCAUGUUGCUGUGAUGUAUUUCAAACCCGAGAUUGUAUCCGUUCUCCUGGAGAGAGGGACUGACCUGAUGGGUGUGGACAGGAACGGCCACACAGCUCAGGACAUCGCCGCUCAGAUCGGUGGAAGCAAUUCCAAUGUUAGCCUCGUUAUACAACAGUAUAUCCAGAAACUGCAGGACCUACAGAAGGCUAUGGCAGAGGAGGAGGGCCCAUCUCCUGAGGAGGAGGAGGAGCACCCUUCUCCUGAAGAGGAACGCCCGUCCCCUCGCCCCCGGGCACAACCCCGAAACAGCAGUCCCAAGGAGGACCUGUACUCCAAACCCAGCAAGCGUGACCGCUCACAGGACAAGAAGUUGGAGGAACCUCAGAAUGACACUGGAUAUGAACUGGUUGCCCCUCCGAUUCCUCCCCGGUCGCAAUCCUUACUGGAGGAAAUAACCAAACACCUACCAUCCUUUGCUAGCAUAGUGAAUGAUACCCCACCAGCACCCUUUAGUCCCGUACCUCACCAGCCCUUUCCAAUCCCACCAAAAAGUUCUCCACCUGAACGGCUGAAACAGAUGCCUCCUCGUCAGCCAUCAGUCCCUGCUACUUGGGAUGAUAUCCCAGUUCUCCCACCCGCAGCAGCUAAACAGAGACAUAAUUCCGGUGGGGACAGAAAACCUGUCACAAGAGAGCGUCGGACCUCGGAUGGAAACACUCCGUACUAUAACGUAAGCCAGAUAGGUGGUCCUAAGAGGGAUUACAUGAUGAGUCAUGAUGAGCUUCCCCCACCGAGAGCCUGUCCCGGGGAUUCUUCAUCCGUACACGUUUCAGUUGGCUACUUGUCGGCAAGUGGAGAAAAUCUGUCAUCAUCCUUGAAGAUACCGAAGAAGACACCUCCGCAGAAGCCAAAAAGAUCAAAACCACCGGCGUCCUGUAGUCCAGGUUCUAGGCGUAGUCCUCAAGGUCAACAGAACAGAUCACCAGUUCCUCCUAGACGUGACAGUCCUCCCCUUCCAGACCAUGAGGGACCUAUCAUGGAUUAUCUCCCCUUAAAGAAACCACUGGACUACAUGACAAUGUCUGAUGCUAAGAAAGAACUGACAGAAGACUAUAUGAGAAUGAGUGAUGCUAAGAAUGAACCGACGGAGGACUAUAUGAAAAUGAGUGACGCUAAGAAGGAACCAAUGGAGGACUAUAUGAAAAUGAGUGACGCUAAGAAGGAACCAAUGGAGGACUACAUGAAAAUGACUGAAGUUAAAAAAGGACCGUCAAAGGAUAGGAUGAAAACGUCUGAAACCUGUACUGAGAAAGAACCUACUGAGGAUUACAUGAACGUGUCAGAUGUUAGCAAAACAGAAGACCACAUUGCUGUCAACAGAAUGGGCUAUAUGAAAAUGAAUGAAGUAAAGGCAAGUGAAAAGACAGACUAUGUGAGAAUGAGUGAUGUGAAAGAAGACGAAAAUGACACAUACAAAGAUAUGUACAAGAUCCUCAAUCUGAAUAGGGACAGAGUUUUGUCAUCAAAAUCAAACAGUUCUCACAAUACAGAAACCAAACAGGACGCUAAUGUUAGUUCAUCGUCUUCAUUGUCUACAUCCUCCGAUGAUUUGUUGUCAAGUGAUUCUGGUGAGUUGUAUAUCAACCGUCCUUCAGCGUUGGACGAGGAUGUGUUCACAAGUAACCAAGAACAUGGUGAUAAAGUUGUGCAUUCCAUAGUUACGGAGAAAACGGUACUUGAUAACAUUCCGGACAUCCCCCUCCCUCGUAGACCGACUGUUAAGCAAACAAAGACUUCCAAGGAAGAGCCACCAGUCUUACCAGUAAAAAUUCGCUCCUCACAACGGCAAAGCUCCCAAAAAGACCCCAGUUCAUGUCCUGGAAAAAAACGGAGGAGUCGUUACGAUAAUGUUCAGUGUGAGGAAGCAGUUGUGCCAAUUCAAACAGGGGGUAAGGGAGACGACUCUAGCUGUGAUAAAAGUUUCUGUGAUAAAAACAAAGAUAGUGUUGUGAUAGAAAAGACUUUAGAUAACAUAGGGGAAUCGAGGCUUUCCGAGGCUUUGUUACCGGAUAGCAAACGUUUGUCAAACGGUGUUCAUCAUGUUGUCGAUCAACAUUCAAUCAAACAUUUGGGUGAAGGAAAGCUGGCUAAACCUCCAUCUCUGGAAUUUGAGAAGAAGAGGUUGCAUCGAGAGGAGAUACCCCUCACUCCCACAGGCUACCCACAGCCAGCCACACCCGACUUCCCACCCCCCUCACCCAACACAGCCAUGCAGGGUAUACAGGAGAAGAUGGCGGGCAUUGACAGUAAGAGAUCUUCCCGGGAUAUGGAGACUAUUACAGAGACAGUGUACCUCCGAGAUCCGUCUGAAAAAUCAUCCUCCGCAGUAAACAUUCCGAAAGUUGAUAACAUUUCUGGUGCAAAUGACAUUCCAUUUGCGGAUGACGCUUUGUCGAUUACCUCCUCCGGUGGCGAUCUCUAUGUUAAGAAAGCAGCUGUCGACGAAGGUUUACCGAGCGGCCCGUCAGGUGACCAAGCCGAUUUUCAUGCCUCGCCAGUGGUGAUGAGACGAAGCAGAAAUUUACAUGCCAAUAUCCAACCACCAGAGGGUGCUGCAGAAAUGAGACGCAGUACAGGAAGUGCCAGCAGCAGUAGCCAAGAGGAUCUGAUGCGGGAAGACGAGCUUGGGCCACUCGCAGCUGCUCUUGGCACUGGGACAUCUUCUGCCGUUUGUCUUCUUAGAGGAUCGGUAGUCGGUCGGCCUCGUCGGGUUGUGUCACAAAUCUGGGACAAUGUCAAACACCGAAAGUACUUACGUGCUAAGAAGAGGCAGUCACUCCCAACUACAGGAUUAAUCCCCUUUGACCCUCUCAUGGAGAAAGAAGAAGACUUGGACAAAAAGAUGAUUGAUAGUAUCUCAGCCACGCGGGUAUCCAUGACUACGGGCACGGAAACAGAUGCCAACCACUUCGAUGACACCGCCGAUUGGGCCCAGAUACAGAUUACCCUAGACUCGGUAGGGGUGGGAAUGGCCCGAGAGUCGGUCUUUGUGAAGGAAUACUUGAACACUUUUACUGAACACCUCACCUCGCAAGGAACCUCAAAAGUGAAAUGUCUUGGAGAUUGGCUAGAAGACCUAAAUCUUGAUCAAUAUGAAAAUACGCUAGUUCCAAAUGGUUACGACAACAUAGAUUUUCUGGGUGGUAAACUGUUAGAAGACCAAGAUUUAGAACACAUAGGAAUUAAAAACAGUGAACACAGAAAACAGAUUCUUGAUGCAGCACGUCUACUACCGGAAAUCAAACCCAUAGAUCCUGACAACCCUCCUGCCACAGUGGAAGAAUGGCUGAAAAGUUUGAGUUUAAUGACAUAUAUCGACUCCUUCAAGUCUCACAAUAAGGACUCAAUGGAGCGAGUCUUACAACUCUGGGAGGUCGAGCUACAGACUGUGUUAGACAUAUCAGCCAUCGGUCACCGCAAGCGGAUUCUGGCAUCACUAGGGGAACGCCAGGCACCUGAAAGGCAGUAUCCAUCUUUGAAGAAGCGGUUAGAUACACAACCGUCUGAUUCAGAGUCAUCUAGUCAUCGGUUUAAUGUAAACCUGUACAAGGAUUACACAGGCGUCAAGCCUCUCACUUCCUCAGAAGAGGACGUCAAAGAGUCUUCCCAGAGUGCAUUUCCUCCUGUUGAUAGUAGCGAGGAUGAAGAAGUCUUCCGUUCGGAAAACAAGGGUGUGAGUAUAAGGGAUGACAGCAUACACCUACGACCGCCCCACCAGGCCACCAUCACCAGUCCCAUCAAAGAAUGGCGCCAUCCCCCAGUCAUGCUCAUCAAGGGCUACUGUAAUUACAUGGCACAGUACUUGGGAUCUACAUUGGUAAAGGAGCUGUCUGGCCCCAACUCUACGAUAGAGGGCAUAUCCAAACUCAAGCAAAAAUUUCGAAGAAAACUUCAGAAAUCUGCCGAUGUCAUUGCAAAAAUUCCUACCAUCAAAUUGGCUAUCUCCUUCCGAGGUGUCAAGUUUAUAGAUGCAAAGUCUGAGAGAGUGAUAUGUGAUCACGAGAUUGGGAAUAUUUUCUGCGCUUGCCAGGAUGCGGACAGUAUGAACUUCUUUGCUUACAUUACCCGGGACAACGAGAACCACUACUGCCAUGUCUUCAGUGUCAAGGAUGCUAGUCUUGCCCGUGAAAUCAUCCUGACCUUGGGAGAAGCGUUUGAGGUUGCCUACCAGAUGGCGCUAAAGGAAAAGGCACAAGCAGGCGCACUUGAGUUUGAUCGGCAGAUGAGCCAGAGCGACGUGGAGCCGGACUCUAUCAGCAUCUCGUCCAAAGCUUCCAUCAGCACUGUCUGAAAACAGGGUAUGGAUGUCGGCAGUGCAAUAAUAAAAUAAUAAUAUUCUACGAUGGAUGGCCAGACGAUUCCUGCAAGUGUCCAUUAGCAACAGAGAUCGGUCACUCGGUAUCCUGAAAUCUACUGACCAUUGUCCUCAUGUGCUGACUACAGUUCGGUCAUCUGUCUGUCAAGGUGACCUAUCACUGGGUUAACCAUAUCUGCCACCUCUCUUGUGAUCACCUGAACGUGACCUAGUCUUGUUACGGAAUGUUGUACACUUAACCUGUCUAUAUAAUUUGGACUGACAGAAUCAAUUGGAAAAGAUGGAAAUCCUAAUAAGUUUUGUCCACUCGCGUACAGACAGAGGUUGAAAUGUUAGAGACAGAAAAUGGUUGUUAGGUGAAACUGAUGUAAAAUUUUGGAUGUAAAUGAUUUUAUAUCGUAGAGGAUGAUCCUGUGCUAAAACUUUCAGUACUGAAAACAUUGCCAUCUUGUGAUAUUUGCUUUUUAAUGAUUCCAUAUAACAUUUAUCUAGUGACAUCUUAAUUGUACAAAUCAAGGAAGGUUGACCACAGCAAAAUGACCACCUGUGCCAUAUUAUAAAGUUAAGUUCAUUUAUAGGGACAAGCUGCUGGAUGUUUUAUGAUUUUGAUGGUCAGAUAAUACAAUUUUGGUCAUCAGCUGACCAUGGUAUGCUUGGACAUAAAACAGGUUUGGAUGCUGACAUCAGCUGACCAUAGUAUGGUUGGACAUAGAAAAGACCACCCUAUGUGUGUAGUGUUCGAGAAUAUUGUAUCAGUAAUAAAUAUCUUUCAACUGUGACCGUGGAAAGUGUGAAACUGGGUUCUAGGAAGAUUGGAAUGACUUUUCCAUUCCAGAAACAUGGACAGCCUUUCAAUGUGGGUCAAAGAAUAUGGAAAGAUUUAUGUUGGCUUCAAGAAAGAUGAGAAGUCUGUGAUUUAAUGCUGUAAAGAGGAUGCAAUUCCAAGGAUAUGCCGCAACGAUGGCACUGGAAAAUUGUAAUUUAGAGAACCAAGCUCGUGAAAAAUGAAAUGUCAGAGUCUGUGUCAAAGAAAAAUGGAAAGUCAGAGACUGGGUGAUAGAAAGUUUGGGCUCCUUGAAAUGAAAACGUGUUUAGGAAGAUGAAGAGUCUGUGACUUUUAUCAAAAUUGUGAAGUGUUUUGUGGUCUUUGGCUUGGUGUUAUAUUCCUGCUGAGAACUUCACUGAAAACAUUAAAGGCAGAGACUGACCACCAUAUGAAAGAGAAAACUAUAGAUCAAGGUCACAUAGUGAUUUUGGAGAUAUAAUUGUCAAGGUCACUAAUUUAUGAUGACAAUUAUUGAAGGUCAAACCUACUUAUAAAGUGAAAGAGUAAUUCUGGAGUCACAUAUAAUUGUGUAUUUGAUGAGAAAAUGAGAUUUAAAUGUCAAGGUCACAUUUUUGUUAUGUAAAUAGAUCAGUACCAUGUUUUGUAACCAUGGCAACAUGCAGUGACCUUGACCUUGAAGGAAAUAAUAUCUUGGUGGCUAGCUUAAGAAUUCCACUGUGGUGUCCUACAAUCUGCUGUACAAAUAAUACAAUGUAGAUUAUAAGAAUGUGCUGUUUGGACCAUUUUGUCAUAUCAUGAGUUCUUUCCCUUGUAUUGCAUAUCGCGAAUUAAUGUCAUCACCUACAUCAGCUUAUGCUGUGCUAAAAUUUCUUAUCUGCUGUUUGAUUUAUUUGAUACUUAUAUGAAGUUGAGAAUGUUAACUCUGUCACCCCCACAUUUUUGAAAUGGACUUGCCCUACCCUUGAUUUGGUAUUAGGUUUAAAUGUGACUUUAGGGGAAUGGGUUUAGGCUUGUAUCAGCUAGAAGGUCACCUGGUUUUAUUCACAGAUCAUAGGUUAGAAGAUUUCUUUUUUUCUACAGUUAAUGAACCUUCUGUCUCUUUUCCAAGGUCUACCUCUAAUGUGUUUAUUUUAAUUCACAGGAUCUGAAUGUAUAAGACUAUAAAUAUGGGUCAAUUCAGUAUGAUAAAAGAACAUUUAUAUUGUCAAGCUUGCCUCCCUAGAUGCCAUUGUAUGGUCAUUUGUACUGGGGGCCUCUCUGCAGUAACCUUAAACCGCAUUUUAUAUUCGCUAGAACUAGUAAGAAAUAUGAGUAAAGAAGUAACUAUCACAAAUUAAGAAGUCAAUGCGGAAAGCCAAACAAAGUAAAUAUUUUUUCUGCAUCAUGUGACCUGCAUCAUGUGACCGUUUGGUCCCUAUAGGACUCAUCAGUGGUGCCUAAGGUUAAAUGCAUGAACAAUCAUGUCUGCAGUUCUAAGGUGUAGCACAUCAAUACAUUGGCUAUUAAGGUGCCUCACAUAAUCUCUUUCAAGAUUACCUUGUAUAGCAAAUAUCUUUUUUGAAAACCAUUAAUAGAGAGAUGUGGCUUUCAUUCACAGGAGACACUGCGCCUUGUGUAAACAAACUGAGACAAUGAUACCAGAGUAGUGAUGAAUAGGUUUGAUUAUGCCUGCAUUCUACCUCUCAAUUUACCCACUUAAGUUGUUUUAGUUUCUCUGUGCAUGUUUUCCCAGCUCUGACAAGAUUUCAGAAUUUUUGUUUUAAAAUACAAUAGUAUAUUUAUAAAUAUAUGAAAGGUUACAUGUAAUUUUUUAGUGGGAUAAGAAUAAAAAAGGAAAAACAAGAAUCAUUCUAGAAUGAUGACGAAAUACUUGUGGCAUAAUGUUCAUAAAAUGAUUAAUAUUACUUGGUUUUUUUUGCCAGGUUGUUGAGAAUAAAUUAACUCUGUAAUUUAAAAAAUUAUGUAGAUGAAAAUAUCAACUUAAUUCAAAAGAACUAUAUGACAAGCAAAAUCUGUAUAAAAUAUUGAGAGGGGGUACAAACGGACCGCAGACAGUCAUCUGGGAGGUCAUGUAAGGGUUACACGGUUCAGAAAAAAUUUAGUUUUUUUUACGAUUGUCUAUGUUUAUUUUUGUUCCGAUUAUCAAUGAUUGUCGGUGAGGUUUGAAGAUUUAUUCGAGUGAAUAGAGAUUUCAUAAAUAUUGCCAAAUUUGUCCACUAUGGUAUACCCACGCUGUUGAAGACACCUUACGUUCCAUAAAAAUCCGAUUUUAAUUGUGAUUCUGUAAAUCUGACAUUUUCUGCUACCUCUAUAUAAAUGGCUCUGUACUUAAAGCCAUAGUCCCUCUAUGUUACAUCGAGUUAAAUAAACCGUAUGAUGUUCACUUUCAACUUUCAACAUAUCCUUUGAUAAAUAAUAACAAAUUUAUUAAUUUCUUGAUUGAAGAAUAAUAAGAAAAAUGGAAAGAAAUUAAUUAUUACCAAAGAAUGUGAAAAUUUACGAAAAGACUUAAUGUUUGUUGGGGCUAGUGCUUAAUAACGAGCUUAUUAUGAUAGGCCUAAUGCAUUUCGCACAUAUUCUGAGUUAGCACAAUGCACGGCUUCAACAUUUUGUUAAUAAAAUCGAAUUAUUCCCAGAAAAGGCCCAUCGCAAAAGUUGUAUAAUAUAUUGUGUAAUAUUAUAAAAAAAAUGUGUGUCAGAUAAAAAUAUACGAAAAUAUUGGUUUCGCUUUGCAUUAACUGGAGUUUUGAAAAUGUUGUUUCAAAGCUUAAUGACACCGUCACUUGUCACCAUUUGUUGCAGAAUUUUACCUUAUUCUCUGUUUUUACUCGCAUUUCUAGUAUGUUUUCUACUUCAGUCACAUCAAAUUGUAUAUAUGAAUGAAAAUAAUGUAUACAUACUUGAGACUUAAGAUCCAUAUUAAUAGCAAUUCUGUGAAGAAAGAGAAAAACUCUAAUACAAACAGUCAUGUAGAUAUAAUAAUGUAAAUAAACUGUAUAUAUAUAUACAUAUAGAUUUAUAAAAAAAAUAUUGUAAGAUAUGUACACAACUAUUGCUUUUGAUGAAAAAUUCUCACCAGGGUGAUGACUAUUGAUCAGUGUGGCUUCCUUAGAAUAAGUACAGUGUGAUACAGAAACAACCCCCCCACCUUCCCGUAAUCCAAUUCCCCGAAAUCCCCACACCUCUUGAAACAUCACCGAAAUUCAGCAAUCAUGUCUGCACUUGCCUGUUAAUUAACGAAAUGUUGAUUAUGCAUGUUUAUAUUUUGUUAAGAACUGUGUCUACGAAAGAAAAUUAUUCAGAAAUAUGAUGAUUUUGUUUUUUUAACAAUAUUAGAUUGAAUAAAAGUACUUGAGAUUAUGAAACAUUUCCUUUUCAAGGAAACUCUAAAAUUUUACUAAAGCUAUGUUACAACUUUUGAUUUAACAAGCUUAAUUAAGCCUGUACAUUAAUUUUCUAUCUUUUAAUACUUAUUAAACAUAUUUAAAAGUAUAAUUAAAAUUUUAAAUCUAUUUAUACCCAUUUCUUAAUAGAGAUUUAUUUUUUGCUUUAAAUUAAGAUAUUGCACCCGUACAUCUGUAGUGUACAUAUUAUUCCUUCUUUAACAACUUUAGGGAUUAUGUCAAUGAAGGAAAGAGUAUAACAUGAAAAUAAUGAAAGAAUAAACUGCUUAUUUGAAUAUAAUAACUUAAUUGGUUUAUGCUUUCCACAAUUUGCAUGUUAUAUUGCAUCUGACUUCCUUGUUGGUAAUUCAAUUUUUAGGAAAUCAUUUUUUUUUUCUUUAUUCAAAAUUUAAGUCAUGCAAGAAACAUACAUGCAACAUAUUCUUAAUUAAUCUUCCAUUCUUACAUAGCUCCCAGACAUAUUUUAUCAGUGCACACUUUUUAAAAAUCUAAACAUUGCGUUCUCCGAAAAGGUUGACACGAUUCGAGCAAUUCGUAAAGAUUGCCAGUCUACUUACGAUUUUGUCGGGUGGCGAUGAUAUUUUUAAUGCUUUGUGUUUGUAACCCGUUACAUAUGUUCCCCUUCGUUUUUUGUUUUUUUUGACAAUUUGUUCAUUAUGGUGCUUUACAUAACGUUCAAUUUUUACUUUCGUUAGUAAAAAUCAGUUUGGAACAUUUUAAGCUAAUGCUUCAUUUGCAAACAUUCCGUACAGAAUAUCAUUUUAUUUACCAUUAGUCAGAUACAUUUAUAUAUGUUCUUAUAGAGAUAUAUGUUGUUAACGUAAGGCUAAAGAAAAAAUCGAUUGAUCUAGCAACCGAUAGAAAUUAGGUAUUUUAGGUAAUUCGACUGAUCUAGCAUUACCCGUUUUCUUUUUCGCUUUUACUUUUAUUAAACGGAACGAGUUAGCGGAUUAGACGUCUUUGAUUGAACCAAAGUAUUUACACAUUUGUUUUACACUUACGAUGCAUUGUUUUAACCAUCAUUCACACUGCUAUUUGUCAACAGAAAAAAAUUGCAUAAUUCUGUAAUUUAACUAAAGUUAAUUAUUUCACUUCAGUAUUUCUAUUUGUCUUUUGCAUUUUUUUAAUUAUCAAAAAUAAAUGUGAUUUUCUUUGCCAUGAUUUAUUAAAUUAAGGAUUAUUAUUGAAAAGAAAUUUAUUUGUGCUUGAUGAAUGUGUUUUAAACAUGAUAAAUUUGAUUUCAGAAGGACAGUUAAUUUUCGAUUGUUUAUUUUUAACUCAACAAUAGACCAAAGUCUUCUUCCGAUAUUAGUAUUCACUGUACCUGUGGCCCAAUGCUGUGGAUCAGUAUUGUACAGGUGUUACCCUUUACCUCUAUCCUAUGUAAAUGUUAAUGAUAUGCAAUAAAAUUUAACAGGUGUUAACUCAUUA